Messenger RNA from Mangifera indica (mango), 578 nucleotides. Its product is annotated as 50S ribosomal protein 6, chloroplastic. Gene Ontology annotation, biological process: translation. The transcript has a single exon. Gene Ontology annotation, cellular component: chloroplast; ribosome. Gene Ontology annotation, molecular function: rRNA binding; structural constituent of ribosome. NCBI's taxonomy places the organism in Eukaryota, Viridiplantae, Streptophyta, Magnoliopsida, Sapindales, Anacardiaceae. The record is from RefSeq and is a predicted model, not a curated record. The coding region runs from base 103 to 444 and encodes 113 amino acids.
UAAGAUAAUGUUUGCAGUCUCAAUCAAAAUCGAAAGGUCCCAGGAACGCGAUAUCUCCACUACCUCAAAACCUGUGUUGCAAAGGUCUCAACCGCAGCGGCCAUGUCGAGCUGUUCUUCUUUAUUUGUUUCGGGAAUUAGCCUGGCGCCCAAGUUUUCUACGAAGACGGUAUCAAUUGGUGGAAAGUGUGAUGUUGGGUUGGUGAUUGAGAACUCUUCAAGGCCAAAGAAGAAGGCUACGUCUCAUCACAUGAAGACCAGGCCACGAAAGACUCAGCCAUGGGAUAUCAGGCGCAAACCCACUGUUUAUGCUCCGUUACCCCCACUUCCUCCUGAUUGGACUCUAGUUUCUGAUAAUGAUGCUUCUGAUUCUGGUGCUGGGGCUGAGGCUGAGGCUGCUGUGCCUUCUUCUUCUGAUUUCAAGGCGCCACCUGCAAGUGGGUAGCUUCUUGUUUUAUAUUGUUUCCUUUUAUAUUCAUUUAUGUUGAGACUUUGUGGCUCAUCUUCUCGUUUAUGUCAUGAUAAUCUGUUCCUCUUUUCUUGACUGCAAGAAAAAUGCAAUUGGGUCAAGUUUUUUUU